AUGCCGGGCCCUACACCGAAGGGACCGUCCAAACGCCUCCUUGUUUUUUGCGAUGGCACCUGGUGCGGUCGCGAAACCAACGUGGCUGGCGCGCCUCCCAGCAACAUCCGAAUGCUAGCAGACAUGGUGGGAGAUGUCCGAUAUGAUGCCUCCAUCAAGCGACCCGCAACAGUGCACUCAAUCAGACCCCGCGCUGCCAACAUCGUCGCAGGCUACCAGGAAGGUAUAGGUCUUGACGGAACGUUCCUCGAGUACAUCUGGAAUGGUGCAACAGCCUCUGAUAUCGGCGACGAAUGCGUGUCUGUCUACCGCUUUAUUGUCGAACAUUACACUGAUGACCAUGAGAUUUGGCUAUUUGGAUUCAGCCGUGGGUCGUUCACCGUACGCUGCGUGGCUGGCAUGAUCAACAACUGCGGUAUCAUCCACCGUCAGCGAGAUGCCUUUUCCUCAGAAGAGGUCGAUCGUCUGUGCUACGAGAUCUUCCGCACAUACCGUUCAACCUUACCCAUCGAUGCUCCUCAGAGCGAGCAAAGCAAGAGAAUGCGCCAAAAUGCAAACAAAACCUGGCAAGUGAAGCAGCCCAUCCGCUGCAUGAGCGUCAUCGACACAGUUGGUUCCCUUGGUAUCCCUCGCCUCAACGCGGGUAUCGGCAUCGACUGGGCACCUUUCGAGUUCUUCGACCAGCACGUCUCAACUGUCGUGCAGCACGUCCGCCACGCUCCUGCCCUGCACGACAGGCUGUGGGCAUUCCAGCCCUGUCUCGCUUUCCCCAGCAAAAAGGCAACAAACACAGUCGUUGAGCAAGUGUGGUUUCCUGGUGUGCACUAUGAUCUCGGUCGCCAAACCUUCCGCUUCAUACGACAGCAUCCAACAAAUUACAUUGAAGAGGCACUCGGCUGGUUGCCAGAUCUGCUUAGUCGUACGAUCUGGCCUAACGAAGUGCUCGCCGACAACGUGCUGAGGUGGAUUCUGGAAGGCAUUCGAGAUGUAAACGAUAGCGGCACCGCCAUCAUCCCCAAUGUGGACGAUAAGAUUGCUGAGAUCACCGCACGCAUCGCCAACCCAAGACCGAACAGUACUGGGAGUGGCGAUAUCUACGGUAACAUCAUUGAGUUCGCACCCGCGGGUUUAAUCAUCGGGGGGAUACAGAAGGUAUCUGGCGCGAUCACGUGGGGGCUGAACAAAGCAUUUCCGAAGCUGGGAGACAACAUCCAGGAUCUACUUGGUAUUCGCACGGUCAUAAAUGUCCUUACGGCGACGGCAGACCGGAGGAUCCCUGGCUCUGCUGCCGACGUGAAUGCGUACAGGGGACCUUUGAGCAUCGCAGAUAACGCACGCAUGGCAGAGACCAACGAGUGGGGGAAGGCCAGGUACCCAAGCAAGACUUUCGAGAACCAUGAACUGUGGACGGAGGUCUUUGGGGAUGAGAGAGUUACGUAG
Messenger RNA from Didymella exigua CBS 183.55, 1440 nucleotides. RefSeq lists its product as uncharacterized. The transcript is spliced from 2 exons. Lineage: Eukaryota; Fungi; Ascomycota; Dothideomycetes; Pleosporales; Didymellaceae. The record is from RefSeq and is a predicted model, not a curated record. Bases 1 to 1440 code for a protein of 479 amino acids.